Molecule: messenger RNA, 1055 nt
Organism: Erythranthe guttata (spotted monkey flower)
Lineage: Eukaryota; Viridiplantae; Streptophyta; Magnoliopsida; Lamiales; Phrymaceae
Source: RefSeq, a predicted model, not a curated record
AAUAAUUAAUAUAUCAAACAAAAUUAAUUAUUUUUCUUACAUAUAUCUCCACUCUCUCCUUUUAUAUAAACACUGCUAACUCUUCACUCCACCAACCUUUUUUCUUUCUCAAUAAUUUCAAGAAUGGCUAUUCUUUUUUUCUUUUUCUUUUUAUUUAUUUCCACAUUUUUGUGUGAAUUCUCUCUCGCUAUGACCACAAUUUCAGCAGUUACGAAAGACCAGAUUGCCUGCACAAUGUGCUCUUCUUGUGACAACCCCUGCCAACCAAUUUUCUCGCCGCCUCCACCGCCGCCGCAGCAAGUGCCUUCCCCUCCGCCACCGUCUCCGCCGCCUCCGGCGGGGCUCGACUGCCCACCUCCACCUUCACCCCCCAGUGGGGGAGGCGGUGUGUACUACUUCUCGCCACCUCCUCCGAUGCAGCAAUCCUACUAUUACCCACCACCGUACGGAGGCGGCGGUGGCGGCGGCGCGUACAAUCCACCGUCUUACGGAUAUCUCACACCGCCGCCGAACCCGAUUGUGUCGUAUUUCCCUUACUACUACUACAAUACUCCACCGGGUUCUCCUCGCCCAGAUAACUCGCUUUCCGUGCAAUUCAAAAGCCACCCUUUAAUUUCUUUUCUAUUUAUCAUACUUUGUACUUUCUUCUCACUCUAAUUUUAAUUCCGACAACUAAAAAUUAACGUAUCUAUACAUAUAUAUUAUUAUUAUAUUAUUAUCUACUGUUUUUUUUUUCUUUUUUUCGCAACUUAAUCAUAAUUGUCAGGUCAAUUUAAAACAUGGGCAGCAAAAGAUUUAUGGCUUUCAGCAAGAAAAAGAGAACAGUGGCCAAGGAGAAAAUUACUGGUAUGAAAUGAAGGAAUGCUGAUUGAAGUGAAAAUACCAAAGUGACCCUUCUAGAGUAUUCAUUAUUUUGGUAGAAUAAUAAUAGUCCGUCACAUUAUAUUGUAGCUAAAGUUUUAUUGUCCAUAGUACUAGUUUCAAUAAUUGUCGUUUGUAUUUAAACAUGUGCAUUUCAUUUCUAAUUAAACAAUUACACAAUUUUGAUAUUUUCA